Messenger RNA from Coprinopsis cinerea okayama7#130, 726 nucleotides. RefSeq lists its product as hypothetical. The record is from RefSeq and is a predicted model, not a curated record. The transcript is spliced from 3 exons. The coding region runs from base 1 to 726 and encodes 241 amino acids. Lineage: Eukaryota; Fungi; Basidiomycota; Agaricomycetes; Agaricales; Psathyrellaceae.
AUGACGAAACCGAAGAUAUCAGCACGCUCCAAACGUUCCCCGCGAUACCUGUACGCGACUUACCGCACCGAGUGUGAAGAAGCGUUCCCCGCCGCCUUUGAAUUUACGGACGAAAGGAUCAAAGACCGUCGUCUUCCUGUGCAGCCCCUCUAUAAGCCCGACAUUGGAGUGAAGAUACCCGUUCCGAUGUAUUUUGCCGGCUUCAUUGUCUCUGCUGGGUGGCAUCACCACUGGAACCGCCGCCACGGUGUGCAUGGUGCAGACGUUGUCGCGUCCAAGGCAGUGGUCGACUGGGUUAAGCUCGGUAGUCCCUCACUGACGUUUCGUGCAUUUACCACCCCCUCACGGUUCGCUCGACACUCCACCAUCGCCAUCUCCAGCGAGCCCUUUCUCGCACCCCGUGUAUAUCCCUACCCAACGGGCGACAAUGUGAUAUACUUCAUCACCCAUUUGGCAGACCGACGAGAUAUCGAUUACUUUUACGACAACCGGGACGCCAUUCUUGACCGCUUCCUGGACGUGUUGAGCUUUCCCUCAGACGAGAAGGACAUAAUCAAGACAAGGUUAUUCAAAUGGCAUAGGGUGAUGCCUACGACAAUGUCAGCGUUGGAUGACUUGAAGGAGGAUUUACCGGAGGAUAUGUGUUUGCAGUACACGGGGCCUAUCCCCGACGAGUUCAAGUCUGAGUACAACUCCGCCUCUGAGUCCGAGUCCGAGUCUGACUGA